AUGGUAAGAGCAAGACUGUCCCAGCUGCACAAGCGCCAGGUGUUCCCCUGCUCGGUGCUGUCUGUGGAGAACCUGCAGAGCGAGGAGUCCAGCCGGCAGACGCUGCUGGUGCGGGUGGGCUGCGCGGAGCAGGGGGGGCUGCGCCACCUGCCCGGCGACCACCUGGGCGUGUUCCCCGCCAACCGCGAGGAGCUGGUGAGGGGCGUCCUGGAGCGCGUGGAGGACCCGCCGCCCCCCGAGCAGCCCCUGGCCUUGGAGAGCCGCGACGGGGACCCCGCGGGUACGGGGGGACACGGGGGGAUUGGGGGAGCCCUCAG
Messenger RNA from Passer montanus (Eurasian tree sparrow), 317 nucleotides. RefSeq names its product nitric oxide synthase, endothelial-like. Gene Ontology annotation, cellular component: nucleus; plasma membrane; cytosol. Gene Ontology annotation, molecular function: FMN binding; flavin adenine dinucleotide binding; nitric-oxide synthase activity. NCBI's taxonomy places the organism in Eukaryota, Metazoa, Chordata, Aves, Passeriformes, Passeridae. Gene Ontology annotation, biological process: L-arginine catabolic process; response to hormone; nitric oxide biosynthetic process. The transcript is spliced from 3 exons. The annotation marks the transcript as partial. The record is from RefSeq and is a predicted model, not a curated record.